AUGGAGCAAAGAGGGAAGAGGACACGGGACGCUCUUCUCGGGGUCCGGCUGGUCCCCCCCGUGCUUUUGCUGCCGCUGCUGCAGCUGGUGGGGGGGGCUCCCCUGGGCCAGAGGCUGUACCCCAUGCCGGCCAGCAUCCUGCAAGCACUGUCAAGCCGGGGGACGCUGGUGCUGGAGGCGGCACUGAGGAGCGCGUUGCUGGCGCUGGAGCGGGCGCUGUCAGAGCAGCAGCGGCAGCGGGGUGCCUGCGGGCUCUGUGCCCCCUGCCUCUUCCCACCCUGCGCCAACAUCACUGGCCACUGCCCACCGCCAGCUGUGCCCCCUGCCAUGCCCCCCAGCUGCCAGGCCCUGCUGGAUGCCCAGGCGCUGCCCGAGCUGCCCCAGCGCAACCGGGCGCUGAGCCAGGCCUGUGCCCCCUACCAGCGCCUGUGCCCCCCCGAGGGGGCCCUGCACACCUGCGCCCCGCUCAGCGCCCAGCUCUGCCGCCACCGCCUCCAGGAGUGCCAGACGGUGGCCGCAGCCCCGAGUACUGACCCAGCAGCGGAGGCGGCAAUGCCAGGGAGCUGCGGGCGCCGCGGGGUCCCACAAGCCAACGCCACAGCCCCCCGAGGACGGAUCAUGGGCGGCAGCGUGGCCCCGCGGGGCGCCUGGCCCUGGCUGGUGUCGGUGCGGCUGCACGGGGAGCUGAUGUGCGGAGGGGUGCUGGUGGGGCUCUCCUGGGUCCUCACGGCGGCACACUGCUUUAGCGGGAACCGGAACGAGCUGGCGUGGACAGUGGUGGUGGGCGACCACGAACUGAGCAAGCCGGGAGCGGGCAAGCGGGCAGUGCCCGUCCGACGCAUCCUGCCUCACCCUAAGUUCAACCCCAAGACGUUCCACGGGGACCUGGCGCUGCUGGAGCUGGCAGUGCCGCUGGCCCCAUCACCCACCGUCAGCCCCGUGUGCCUGCCCAGCGGCCCCGCGGAGCCCAGCCCCGGCACCUCCUGCUACAUCGCGGGCUGGGGCUCCCUCUACGAAGAGGGACCAGCAGCCGACGUGGUGAUGGAGGCGCAGGUGCCCCUGCUCAGCCAGGAGACGUGCCGGGGUGCCCUGGGCAAGGAGCUUCUCACCAGUGCCAUGUUCUGUGCUGGGUAUUUGUCUGGAGGCAUCGACUCCUGCCAGGGCGACUCGGGGGGCCCGCUGGCGUGCGAGGACCCCACCUCACACCACUUUGUCCUCUACGGUAUCACCUCGUGGGGUGACGGCUGCGGUGAGCGGGGCAAACCAGGAGUCUACACCCGUGUCACUGCCUUCAGGGACUGGCUGAGUCUCCAGAUGGACUCUGCCCCUGGCAGCCGAGAACCGAGCUGCUUCGACCUGCUGGCCCUGGCACAGCUGCCUCCUGAGCAGCAGCCCCCGGAGCGCGCCCGUCUCUGCGCCUUCUACGCCGGCUCCUGUCGGGCACCUCAGGGCCGGGCCACCUGUGCCCACCUGGCCGAGGAGACCUGCCGCGCCAGGACGAGACGGUGUGAGCUGCACUCCUACGCCCAGACCUUGGUGGAUCUCCUGCGCCAGGCUGGGGACUUCAUCCGAAACCAGUUUGAUUUCUCCUUCCUCACCCGCACUCUGCCUCAGCUCCUGGGCAAGAUCUACGGGCACUUCUUCCCUCCCCGUGUCCGCAGGGAUGCCCCAGGCCUGGCUGUGGCAGGGGGCCAAUCCAGCCUCACAGGAGUGGGACCCCAGAGACCACCCAACAGGUGGGGGGACAGGCAGCUGCUGCCCUUUGCAGAGCUUUUUGGAGUAGUGGGACCCCAGUUGCAGGACUGGGUGGAGGCUCUGAGGACUGUGGCAGAGGGCAGCCACCUGGUGACAGCAUGGGACAGGGAGCAGCUCUCCGGGGAGACACAGCUCUUCCUGCAGGGUGAGGAUGUGGUGGAGGAGAUGGUGGCACAGGGACGAGCCUUCCUCACCCAGCUGAGAGCAGAAUUGGACCUUGGCGCCACCCUGGAAGCCAUGGAGCCACAAGGGGCAUCUGGAGAGCUGGCAGGGACCCCUGUGCCAAGCCAUGAACCCCGGUCUGCACUGAGGGAGAAACGUGAACUGGUGUCCACAGAGCUGCCCAGGGUGGAGGAGGAGGAGGAGGCAGGCAUGGGCAGAGCCUGCCCUGGCCUCAACGAGUCGGCAGUGCGGGUGGGCGCGGUGCGGGACCUGUACGCCUGGGUGCUGCAGGUGCCCGAGGCAGACCUGGCCAUGACCUUCCAAGAGAUCCUGGUGGACUUGAGCUCCAAAAACACCAAGGGACUGUACCGGGCACAAGUUCGGGCCACUGUAGGGGGCCGCCCCACGGCCUUCACUGGCCUCGUGGGGCUAGAGAGUGACUCACUGGCCCGUAGCAUGCCUGGCCUCGUUGCUCUGGCACUCGAAGCGCUGAAAACCUAAUGGUACCCUGGGGCAGUGUGCCAGCAUGGGGAGAGGGCACUGGGGCAGGAGUCCCUUAUGUCCUUCAAACACUCUCCACUCCCAGUCUUAGGCUCUUUCCCCCCUUUGUCCCCAGUUGUACCUCAAUCUCUCUUCCCACCAGUACUUCCUUAAUUCCCUAGGGCAAUGGGAUCCUGGUGAGUACCUGAAGCAUCUCAGCCAGGAAUCACAGUCCUCUCCCCUGGAAGCCCCAUCUUGGCAAGCCCACCCUCACCCCACCUUCCCCAGAAGCACCUGAGCUGCUAUUUAUUUGUACAGAGAAGGUUUAUUUUUCAA
Molecule: messenger RNA, 2733 nt
Organism: Oenanthe melanoleuca
Lineage: Eukaryota; Metazoa; Chordata; Aves; Passeriformes; Muscicapidae
Gene: PRSS56
Product: serine protease 56
Exons: 17
Coding region: 1-2418 (805 amino acids)
Biological process (GO): proteolysis
Molecular function (GO): serine-type endopeptidase activity
Source: RefSeq, a predicted model, not a curated record